This is a messenger RNA of Neodiprion virginianus, 1133 nucleotides long. RefSeq names its product neurophysin 1-like. Gene Ontology annotation, cellular component: secretory granule; extracellular region. Bases 303 to 755 code for a protein of 150 amino acids. Gene Ontology annotation, molecular function: neurohypophyseal hormone activity. The transcript is spliced from 3 exons. The record is from RefSeq and is a predicted model, not a curated record. NCBI's taxonomy places the organism in Eukaryota, Metazoa, Arthropoda, Insecta, Hymenoptera, Diprionidae.
GAUCGAGCUGAAAUAAAUUAAUAUUCAAUCCUGCAUCGAAAUAAGCCGCUUUUAUUACCAUAAUUCUUAGAGUGUUCUAUUGUGGUUUUACCCAGAUACGGUUACAAUACGCAUACGUUUUUACCCCGUCGCGACUCGGUGAGAAUUUCAAUUCCCAAGAAUUCUCCAUAUAAAUACAACCUGCAUCUCUGAACUCACAUAUCAGUCUUCUCUGGCACUCCGAGUGGUCAGAAGCUCGCAGCAUCCCCGGAUCCUAGAAAGAUACACGUCGGCAAAAUUUUCUCAACCCGUUACGAGCCGCGAUGUUUCGAAAAAUAGUCGUCAUUCUAUUCCUAGUUUCCUCGACUUUGGGCUGUCUGAUAAUCAACUGCCCGCGAGGCGGAAAAAGAGACGGAGGAUUCAAUCCGUUUAAAUAUCAGGUCAGAGAGUGCUCCGCCUGCGGACCCGACAGGCAAGGACAAUGUUUCGGGCCGAAGAUUUGCUGCGGUCCUUCGAUUGGAUGUUUCUUCGGUACCGCCGAGACUCAUAAAUGUCGGAAAGAAAGUCUUUAUUCGAGACCAUGCACAGCUGGGUUUGCAAUGUGCAGAGGAAAUACCGGCCGAUGCGCAGCUAAUGGAAUUUGCUGCUCGCAAGAGUCAUGUUACGUGGAUCCAAAUUGCAAAGUCAGAAGUGAUAUAAUCCAAAUGAGUAAACAGGUUACAAGCUUUGACAUGGACAAGAUUUACUCUGAGAGCAAUUCUCUUAACGACGAAUAAUGCGACUAUAAUUAAGUUUGCGACCAUGAAAUCCUUUUAUUUGCUUCUUUGGGCUUAAGUCAAUUCAGUAGAAAGAUUUUUGAUAAAGCGAGUGUGUCUUGUUUGUUAGUGUACUCGAAAUAAAAAACUACUACUAAGAACCAUUUGUUCCGUCAGCUGUGGAGAAUUAGCCGAACGAAAGUUUUCCGUGACCCUUUUCCUUCCGGAAGCGAAUAAGCAAGACACACCCGAUAUCGAGAAUCAAGCUUUUUCGUUGUUUGUAAUUAGACGCCUGAUUCGAUGCAAUACGCACUCGAAAUGUGUGUGAAAAAUAGCGAAAAGGAAACAUGUAAGUGAAAAAAUAAAUUACAGUUCACAAAAUAAUUAAACGUUGAAUAU